UGAUUUAUUUGGUUAAGAAAUACUUUCCUUGAACUUAUUUUUUUAAAAAAAUAACAGUAUCACCAUAGCAUGCACAUUUGAAAUGUGAGAACUAUAAAGAGAUGAAAAUCUGACAGGUGCAAUUAGUGAAAUACAAAGCAGGAGGAGCUGAACCAAAACCAUCAGUUGAACAUUUUGUAUUUAGACUUCUUCAUUGUUUGACCCUUAGAAGUUGGGAAUAACAUGAAAGCCAUUUUUACCUUAACCAUGAAAGGAUUAUUAUCACUUAAUUAUAUUUCAGUGACAAACUGCUUUCUGCAAAAUCCAGCCCACAGGACACAAACAUGAUCUCGGCCACACCUUGGCAUUACUGCUUUGCGACAUGAUUUCCCUAUCCUUUCCUGAAACCCAUUCAACAUGGAAUCAAACAAUAGCCACUCUGGCAAGAAUCCUCCUAUAUACACAAUGAAGAAAUAUUUCUGAGUUUCAUAAGUUAUAGCACGAGUGUCACACUUCUUUUCACAGCGACCGAAGGGCAGGUGUUAGUCUGGCUAAAGCUCUCGGGAUAUUAUAAUGGCUUUAGUAUUUAGAACUGUGGCUCAGCUAGCUGGAGUUUCAUUAUCUUUGCUGGGAUGGGUUUUAUCCUGUCUUACAAACUACCUGCCACACUGGAAGAACCUCAACCUGGACUUAAAUGAAAUGGAAAACUGGACCAUGGGACUGUGGCAAACCUGUGUGGUUCAAGAGGAAGUGGGGAUACAGUGCAAGGACUUUGACUCCUUCCUGGCUUUGCCUGCUGAACUCAGGAUCUCCAGGAUCUUAAUGUUUCUGUCAAAUGGGCUGGGAUUUCUGGGCCUGCUGGUGUCCGGGUUUGGCCUGGACUGUUUGAGAAUUGGAGAGAGUCAGAGAGAUCUCAAGAGGCGACUGCUAAUCCUGGGAGGAAUUCUGUCCUGGACCUCAGGAAUCACAGCCCUGGUUCCUGUCUCUUGGGUUGCCCACACGACGGUUCAGGAGUUCUGGGAUGAGACCGUCCCAGACAUUGUCCCCAGGUGGGAGUUUGGGGAGGCCCUCUUUCUGGGCUGGUUUGCUGGACUUUCUCUUGUGCUAGGAGGGUAUCUGCUCAACUGUGCAGCCUGCUCCAGCCAUGCUCCCCUAGCUUCGGGCCACUGUGCAGUAGCACAAAUGGAAGAAGAUCAUCAGCAAUUGGAGACGAGAAACACCAACCUGAAAAACUAAGCCAGAAAUGACAAGCGUCUGCUGUGCAGGAGGAGCCAGCUCAGCACUGGAUUUGGUAGGAUUUCCCACUGUCGUCAUCUCACUAUGCUUCUGAUUUUCUAAAGUGCAUUUUUUCCUGUGGCUAGUAAACUAUAAUUUCUUUCUAGGACUGGUGAACCACUUUUAUCUUCUACUCUGGGACCAAAACCAAUCAAGACUUAAUAGUAAUGACACCCAUUACCGUGAAUGAGUUUUCUCGAUUUUAAAAUAGUGACUGCCUAGAUGUGGUAAAUAAAGCAUUAAAUUAAUCCUUAUGUACCUUUGAAGGUAUUAUUCAUAUGGAGCUGAAUCAUUUUGGCAUUCAUGUACUUCAUUCAGGUGUUUAAGGUAACCUAGUACGAUAAACCUGAGGUCCUGUUGCAUAUUCAUUUAAAAUGCAUGACAUCUUAUUAUAUAAAAUUAUCAUCGGCUCUUUAAAAGCUUUAGAGGUAAAAGGUGGACACAUCUCCUUCAGAGUCAGAGAUCUCAGUGUCUCCAUGGAGCCUUUUUCAAAAGGCAGCCGCCUUCAAUCAUGCCUUCUCGACUAUGUCAGAAGCAGGAGGGCGAUCCUGUGUUUUGGAUAAUUCACGCAGACUGGGUGGCACAAUCGUGCUUCUGCGUCCUGUGCUCUGUAUUUGAUAGGCAGCACUUCUGGCUUCCCCGGCUCUGAAGCCUAGGGACCGCAUGGCAGGCCAGGCCAGGAGUGCGGGUGGAGAGCCUCCUGGGAAGGCCGCCUCACCAUGCAGUGCACCGCCAGCCCAGACGGUGCGACGACAGAGCACAUAUUCCGGAGCCCUUCAUUUUAUUUGCACAAUGAAAAUACUUCCUCCUUUUUAUCAGCAAUACACAUGCUUCCAACAGGAACUAUUCAUCACAAACUGCUGGCCUGGGGAUUUCUUCAUGAAAUAUUUUGUAUUUGCUUGGUACAUGGCUCAAGGAAAUUCUUGUAUUUGUGCCAAUCAGGGAAAUAAACUGAACAAUAAACGACACUGAAAUAGAGUGUUAGGCAAUACGUAUCUUUGUUUGUUUUUUUUAAAAAAAAAAAAAACCCACUGAAUUUUUUUCCACCCACAAACACAUGGAAAGUGCAGAAACCAAAGUUAAUCUAUGUGAUGUAUUUGCAUACAUUUACAAACAAGACAAAUUAAGACAGAAACAUGUUCAGAAUUUAACUUGAUUAAAUAUUUAGUUCAGUCCUGAGCUUUUGGUAGUUAAUACAAUAUAGAUAAAGCAAUAGCAAAAAAAUUUAAUUAAUUUGAUUUGCAUGCUACAGAGAUUCAGCUAAACUUUGUUCAUUUGGCUAGCAAUAUUCUUUUUGUACCUGUAACACUUAAGAUUCUGAUAUACAAAAUUGUAAUAAUAUACUGAUAAUUAAAACUUGAGAACUAAAUAUUACAUUCUUUUUACCCUGUGUGAUAAAUUCUACCUUUUA
Messenger RNA from Saimiri boliviensis boliviensis (Bolivian squirrel monkey), 2665 nucleotides. RefSeq names its product claudin 22 (gene CLDN22). Gene Ontology annotation, molecular function: structural molecule activity. The record is from RefSeq and is a predicted model, not a curated record. Lineage: Eukaryota; Metazoa; Chordata; Mammalia; Primates; Cebidae. Gene Ontology annotation, cellular component: bicellular tight junction; membrane.